Molecule: messenger RNA, 1530 nt
Organism: Penaeus indicus
Lineage: Eukaryota; Metazoa; Arthropoda; Malacostraca; Decapoda; Penaeidae
Gene: Cul3
Product: cullin-3-like
Exons: 7
Coding region: 319-1530 (403 amino acids)
Biological process (GO): ubiquitin-dependent protein catabolic process; protein ubiquitination
Cellular component (GO): Cul3-RING ubiquitin ligase complex
Molecular function (GO): ubiquitin protein ligase binding
Source: RefSeq, a predicted model, not a curated record
CAGGGAGAGCAGUGUGUCAACAAUCAUGGCCGCCCAUUGUUUGCUUCUGUAGGGUCGCCUUCCAGGGAAAAAACGCCAUUAAUGCUCCUUCGUCGCGAUCUUUACGAGAAUGACUCUAGCCUCGACGUGAACUUGAGAUCUGUGUCGGUUCGUGGAGAUAUGAGAGGAGAGAGAAUGGCGCUCCGUAUCGCGACAGGAGGUUGUUGAAGAGGGAUGUUUUGAUGAAGCCGAGGUCUCCGGGAAGGAAAAGUGUCCGAGGUUUCUAUUUCUAUUUCUAUUUCUAUUUCCUGGAGAGAAACGGGUCGGAAAUUCGUGAAUAUGAGUUCGCUCAAGUCAGGAAACAAGAAAGAGCACCAGAAAAUGCGUAUCCGCGCUUUUCCCAUGACGAUGGAUGAACGUUAUGUGGAAAAUAUCUGGCAGCUGCUAAAGAGCGCCAUCCAAGAGAUACAGAAAAAGAACAACAGUGGUCUCAGCUUUGAGGAACUCUACCGCAAUGCCUAUACUAUGGUCCUACACAAGCAUGGGGAGAGACUAUAUACAGGCCUCAGGGAUGUCGUUACACAGCACUUGGAGAAUAAGGUCCGGGCGGAUGUGUUGGCAUCGUUACAAAACAACUUUUUACAAACGUUAAAUCAUGCCUGGAACGACCACCAGACCUCCAUGGUGAUGAUUCGGGAUAUCCUCAUGUACAUGGACCGUGUCUAUGUGCAGCAGAACAAUGUCGACAAUGUCUACAACUUAGGAUUAAUUAUUUUCAGAGAUCAGGUUGUACGGCAUGGCUGCAUACGGGACCACCUACGAGAAACAUUACUAGACAUGGUGAUGAGGGAACGUAGAGGUGAAGUAGUUGACAGGCUAGCAAUCAAGAAUGCUGCACAGAUGUUAAUAGUAUUGGGAAUAGAAUCCAGAGCUGUAUAUGAAGAGGAUUUUGAAAGACCGUUCCUUGCUCAGUCUGCAGAGUUUUAUCGGAUGGAGAGCCAGAAAUUUUUAGCAGAGAAUAGUGCAUCAGUUUAUAUUAAGAGAGUAGAAGCAAGGAUUAUGGAAGAGGCUGAACGGGCUAAGCAUUAUCUAGAUGAAUCUACAGAACGACGUAUAGUAGAAGUUGUAGAAGAAGAACUAAUUAAGAAGCAUAUGAAGACCAUUGUUGAGAUGGAAAACUCUGGUGUUGUACACAUGCUCAAGAAUAAUAAAACAGAAGAUCUAGCUUGCAUGUACAAGCUUAUGUCUAGGGUGUCUGAUGGAUUACGUGCGGUAGCUGAGUGCGUAUCACAACACUUAAGAGAACAGGGCAAAGCUUUAGUUGCUGAAGAAGAGGGAGGAAAGAAUGCUAUAACGUUUGUACAGAAUUUGCUGGACUUGAAGGACCGGUUCGACCACUUCCUCCACAAUUCCUUCAACAAUGACAAGAUCUUCAAGCAAAUGAUCGCAGCAGAUUUCGAAUAUUUCCUCAACCUAAACAGUAAAUCACCGGAGUAUCUGUCAUUAUUUAUUGAUGACAAACUCAAGAAGGGUGUUAAAGGAGUAAGUUGA